AUGAAGACGAUCUCUGUCUUUGCCCGUGGGACUCUUGGCGUAUUGGAGGCUGGUAUACGUCAAAGUGGUCCAGGAAGCACAGCUCGGAACCCAUUCUUGGUCAAGGGCAGAACACCUUCGGCAUACUUUCUCAGAGGGGGAGAUUAUGCAUCACGGCAAUUCUCGACGACGUGUCCCCGGACACGCAAGAAUCCCGAGGAGCUCAACUUGACUGAUUCUCCCGAUAUUUCGGGGGUUGACAAGGAGUCUGUCAGGAGGAAGCCGGGAGUUAAGAAAAAUGUGGAGAAAACCCCAGAGGCUCUUGUAAAAGACUCAACUUGUUCCUCGGACGGAACAGAUGCUUCGAGAAGCGUACUAGAAGCUGAUGACGGGCCGUCUGAUGAGGCUUCGUUUGCGUUUGCUUUUGAUAUAGAUGGCGUCCUCCUCCACCAAUCCGAACCUCUUCCAGGAGCAACAGACACUUUGAAGUUUCUCCAGGCCAACAAAAUCCCAUUCAUAUUACUCACCAACGGCGGAGGCAAGCAUGAGCACGAGCGGGUACUCGAGCUCAGCACAAAACUCGGCGUGCCACUGACCACAGACAACUUUGUGCAGUCGCACACGCCCUUCUCGGAGCUGCACAAGCUCAAGAACAAGAACGUCCUCGUGACCGGAUCCAACGCUGCCAAGUCCCGUGAGAUCGCCGAGGCCUACGGCUUCACCAAGGUCAUCACCCCGGCCGACAUACUGAUGGCCGACCCGACCAUCUGGCCCUUUGACCCGCUGCUCGAGAGCGUCUACGCCUCGACGGCGCGGCCGCUGCCCCAGCCCAUCUAUAAGAACUACCCGCACAUGAAGUGGAACAAGCACAUCGCCCGCGACUACCUCCGGAUCCACGCCGUCUUUGUCUUCAACGAUCCGCGCGACUGGGCGCUCGACAUACAAAUCAUCACGGACCUCUUGCUGUCGCACUGCGGCGUGCUGGGCACCUACAGUGCCCUCAACGGCGCCAAAGGCAGCUGGCAAAACGACAACCAGCCGCGGAUCUUCUACAGCAAUGCCGACCUGCUGUGGGCGAGCAAGCACCCGCUGCCGAGGCUGGGCCAGGGCGCGUUCCAGGCCGCGCUCGCCGGCGUCUGGGCAAACGUCAAGGGUAACCUGGGCGGCACAGGGCCGAGCUACCACCCCGGCCUGUUCUGCACUCGCUUCGGGAAGCCCGUCCCCAAGACGUACCGGUUCGCGGAGCGCGUGCUGAUGCGCCACCGCGCCGACCUCCUGGGCCCCGAGGUGGCGAGCCGCAGGCGCCUCAGGACGGUCUACAUGGUCGGCGACAACCCCGAGAGCGACAUUGCCGGCGCCAACAACUACCGGGGGCGGAGCCAGGUCGGUGCCGACUGGCUGGGCAUCUUGGUCAAGACGGGCGUCUUCAACCCGGACGUCUUGUCGACCCUGCAGCACAAGCCAGAGAUCAUCGUUGACGACGUGUUCAGAGCCGUCAGGUGGGCGCUCAACCGGGAGAAGUGGCAGGGUCCGCCCCUGAGCAGGGCUACUGCAGAGGCUGAGGAAGACGCGGCGGUCAGAGAAAACCAUCAAGCUGCAGUGGAGGAAAACGCGAUUCUUGAAGAGAAUGUGGCCAAGGGAAAGGUGCUUCAGGAUGACGGGAAUGUGGUGGAGGAGGCAAAGAUUAGUGAAGAUGGCGAUGAAGUCGUGGCAGAGGGAGAAGCGAUCAAAGAAGGGAAGUAA
This is a messenger RNA of Pyricularia pennisetigena, 1722 nucleotides long. RefSeq lists its product as uncharacterized. The record is from RefSeq and is a predicted model, not a curated record. NCBI's taxonomy places the organism in Eukaryota, Fungi, Ascomycota, Sordariomycetes, Magnaporthales, Pyriculariaceae. Gene Ontology annotation, cellular component: mitochondrion. Bases 1 to 1722 code for a protein of 573 amino acids. The transcript is spliced from 2 exons. Gene Ontology annotation, biological process: glycerophospholipid biosynthetic process.